AUGCCAAGCUACAAGGUCGCGGACAGCGAGGUUUCGGCAAGACUGAUGAAGCCGGAACAGAAGCCUGAACCGGAAGUAUCUUCGACUAUAAAUACUCCAAGGACUUGCUCGGGAUGGCUGAAGUUGAUCGUUUUCUACAUGGUCUUCUAUUCGUUUCUCGCGAUGUUCACAUUGACCUAUUGGUCUUUCUACAUGCGGACGGUGGAUUUACGACACCCGCGCUACUACGGCAAGGAUUCGAUAAUAGGCGUGCUGCCCGGCGUCGGCUACCAGCCAUGUGACACGAUCGAUACGCGCGUUUGUACCCUGGAUGAUAUUCAUAAAGGUGAUUCUUCGAAAAACAUCAGCGCCCAACUACCCUGCCGUUUUGACCUCGCUGCCUUCGAAGAAGCCGGGUGCUCGGCUUCGAACAACUACGGUUACAUGUCUGGGACCCCCUGCGUCGCCAUCAGUUUGAAUCGUCUACUUGGUUGGAAGCCAACAGCUUACCACCCUGGCCACAUUCCAAGAGAGGUUUUUGGCCGCUACCAUCCGGGAUCCGUUGCCAUCCACUGCAAGGAAGCUAAGACGGAUAACAAGACACGGAACUUCAAGGACGUUUUGUAUAUCCCCCCGCACGGCAUCGAUGGGCGCUUCUAUCCCUAUACCGUCGUCCACAACUACCACCAGCCGAUCGCCAUGGUCCGAUUCUCCAAUGUAACUAGAAAUAGGCUCGUUACGAUUGAUUGCAAGGCUUAUGCGGGGAACAUCGUUCAUGACCUUCCGACGCGUCUUGGGCUGGUUCGGUUCGAAUUGCUGAUCCACGACACGGUCGUUGCCAAAAAUACCACGGUUGUUAUGAAGAAUGACGCGCCUGUUGUGGAAAAUGCAACGCAUACGACAGCGCAU
Messenger RNA from Mesorhabditis spiculigera, 888 nucleotides. The record is from the annotation of a GenBank genome assembly. Lineage: Eukaryota; Metazoa; Nematoda; Chromadorea; Rhabditida; Rhabditidae.